AUGGCAGAGGAGGGAAAAGCCAUACCGGUGGGCAGUAGAGUGGCCAUCAACAAUAAACCAGAGAUUGGUGAGGGUACAGUCAAGUACUGUGGAAUGACCAAGUUUCAGACGGGUCGAUGGGUUGGAAUAGAGCUGGACGCAGCCAACGGCAAAAACGACGGUACGGUGCAGGGCGUCAAGUACUUUGAUUGCAAGCCUGCACACGGCAUCUUUGUCAAGCCGCCUGCCGUACUCGUAGUGUCGCUCCCUGCCGAGGCAGAGGAGAUCGAUGACUCCAAGCUGAUGCCGCCUCCACCAGCGGUGACCGCUGCUCCACCAACUACACCCACGACAUCGGGCUUGAAAGCACCGGCAUCAUCAGGCAUCAGACCACCAUCAUCACUUGGCAAGAGGCCAUCAUUGACACCAUCAACGACAACGACCACAACAAAGACAUCACCACCUACAGUGACUCCAACACUCACUUCAACGUCACCAGCUGCGAGUGAAGCGCCUGUUGAGACAAGUCCACCAACGACCACAACAACAACAUCAGGAUUGAAGAAGCCUGCUGCAGCAUCGAGCGAUAGUACACCAGCACCAGCAGCUGCGACAACAAAGAAGGAGCCAUCAUCUGGACUCAGACCACCAUCAUCCAUUGGUAUGAGGGCUUCAACAACACCUGCUGCAGCGACAACAGAGACAAAGAAGACACCAGCUGCAACAAGUACUGCCGCACCAAAGACUGAGACAACCAAGCCAGCAGCAGCAGCAUCAACAGAAACUUCAUCGUCAAAGAUAUCGAGACUAUCAACGUCAACUAAGCCAGCAGCUACUGCCACAACUGCACCAGCACCCGCGACUGCACCAGCUGCAACUCCUGCAGCACUACCAGCAACUUCAACCACAACCACAACCACAACAACAACUACACCUGUUGUCGUUGAGAAGGAGCCAGCAGUCGUGCAACAACAACCAACUCCUACACCCGCUACUCAGGCACCAGAGCCAACUCCUGUUCAUACAGAGCCAGCUCCAGCACCAGCCCCAGCCACAACUCCAGCACCAGUCGCAGUCCAAGCAACAACUGCGCCAUCACCAUCAACUGCUUCACCAACACUGGAUAGGAAGCCAAAGAUUGUACAGGGCGAGGAUGAUGAUGAGGAGGAAGAAGACGACGAUGAUGAGGAUGACAUCAAGGAGAUCCUCAAGAGCACGCCAACAAAGAAGGCAGCUGCACCACAGAUGAAUGAGAAUGUCGAGAAGAUGAUCAGUGCUAUCAACGAGCUCACUGAAUACAAGACCAAGGCACAGGAGCAAAUCGCUGAUCUUCAGAACAACCUCAAGGAGGUCAACUUGUCCAAGGACAAGUCCAUCAGGGAGCUGGAGAAGCAGGUGCAACACUUGGAAAAGUCACUCAAGGACAAGGACAAGGAGACAGAGAAUGCACUCAAGAGUCAACAGAGACAUGAUGAAUCGGCAGAGAAGCAGUUGACAAAGGAGAAGGGUCUUUGGGAGAAGGAGAGACUGGACUUGUUGGAGCAGCUGACAAACUUGAAUGAGACGAUUGAGAUGAUGACACUGGACAAGGAGUUUGCAGAGGAAAAGGUGGAAGUCGCCGAGAAUGAGUUGGAGUUGGUCAGAAGCGAGUAUGAGCUACUAAAGAGCAAGAUGGAGGCUGAGGAGUUGGAGAAGCAGGCCGCCAGCAACAGCUCGUUCUCCACGCCAAUGUCUGGCGAGGAGGGUGGCGAGAGCGCAGCCGUUCUCAAGGCCCAGAACGAGAAGCUCAAGGAGACUUUGGUCAAGAUGCGCGAUAUGGCACUCAACGAGAAGCACGAGACCUCCAAGCGAUUGAAGGACUUUGAUACCACCGUCAAGCAGAACGCCGCUCUGCUGGACAAGGUGUCCAAGCUCGAGACCGACCUCACCAAGAAGCUAGAGGAGGCUGAGGAGCUGAGACAGGCACUCGAAGACGCCGCCACAUCCGAGUCAUUGGUGACCGAUCUCUCCGAGAAGAAUCUAGAGCUGAGUGAGCAGGUCUCUGAGCUGGAGACCAUGGUGGGCGACUUGGAAGCCAUGCGCGAUUUGUCUGCAGAGCUGGAGGAGAACCAGGCCGCAGUCGAGAAGGCCCUGCGUUCCGACCUGCACUCAAAGGAGGUGGAGAACCUCAACCUGAAUGGCAAUCUGGCAAACAUGCAGCUGAAGCAACAGGAGAACGAGAGCACAAUCACUCAGUUCAGAACACUCGUGUCCAAGCUGCAGAUCAAGAUCGAGGAGUUGAAGCGAAACGAGGAGAAACAUGCCGAACAGAACUCAAUGUGGGCUAUGGUCCAACAGGAGUUGCUCAGCAAGAACAUCCAUCUCCAGAACCAGGUGACCAAGGCCACGGCAAUGGAGAUCGAUCAUCAGCUGGAGAAGUACCGCUCGAAGGAGGCCUCCCUGCAUCUGGGCUACGUCUCAGAGUUCCUGCCCGAGCAAUCAUUCUCUGCCGACAACGACUCGAUCAAGAUAUUGUUGUUGCUACAGCGCAUCGUGCUCAAGUGUGGUCUGGCGCAAAAGUACCUCAACAAGACUUACAAGGUCGAGGAGAUUGGCAUGACACCAACCAGUGGCGAGGCACCAGUCUUGACUGCCGGCGACGUGGGUCACUCCCUACAGAUCAUCCACAUCCUGGACCAUCUGUCCAUCUCGGCCACAUGGCUCAUCGACACACUACAGCGCUGCCAGGUGGAUCAUUGGCUCAGAGCCGGACGCUCGGCUCGCGACCUCGAGCAUCAGGAGAAGGUGCUCGACAAUCUCCUAACACUGAUCAAGCAGGAGCAGUACAGCACGGCCUAUGCCAGCACCGACCUCGAGAAGAUGACUGCCAAGCUGGACGCCAUCCUCGCCAACGUCUUUGGCGAUCGUAUCCACAGGUCCGAAUGGUCAACACUACUCAAUCACAUUCUGAACAUCCAGUACGCCAUCAAACAGAUCAUGCUCAACGAUCACAACAUCUGUUCGAUUGCACUGCACGCCCAGCGCAAGUACUACUUCCCCCAGCAGCUGCUGAGCAAGGCACUGUCCGUCUGCCGCAAGGUCGUCAAGAACCUGCUGCUCAAGCCAAUGCUCAAGCAGUCGUCCAUCGUGAACGAUAUCCUCACGUCUUCAGAAGCCGUUUGCAAGCAGCUGUUGACAUUGUUGAUCGAAGGCGCACCAAAGGUCCACAACGACACAUCCUACUUUGACUCAUUGGUGGCCGGUAUCGAUAUGAAGGCUGAGAUGAUUGCCUCAGCCACCAGAAGUGCUGCCGCUGACAUUGGCGUCGACGACGACGACUCUGCCGCAGAUAGCUCGCUGCCACCCCUUGAGCAAGUGUUUGGUCGCAUGUCCUCACAGCUCAAUGACGUCGUGGACACGAUCCUCGCUGGUGACCUCCAGAUGUCCGCACAGGAGAGCACUGACUUCUUGAACGUCGUACAUCCAUGGGUCGCUCGUGCACAGAUCCUCAAGGCCGCACUCGGCGAGACGGGCAGCUUGAGAGACAUGAUCCAGGCAAAGGAGCAGGAGGCUCUGGAGAACACCAAGAUGAUCAUGGCUCGCGAUGCCGAGCUGUCGGAGGAGAAGCGCAAGGAGGAAGCACUCAACAAGCGUAUCAAGACUUUGCUCAAGAGCGAGACAGACCUGACCGAGACCCUGCAGAAGGAGCAACAGUCACGAGCUGAGAACGAGACCACCUACAAGCAAGCGAUCAAUCGUCUACAGAAGGACAAGAUGUCCAUAGAGCAGGAGCACAAGUCACUGCAGGCUCGCUAUGUGACGCUCGAGAGAGACCAGUCCAAGAAGGUCUCUGCCGCUCCUCAGCAGGAGCAACGCACCGACAAUAUUGAGACGGCGAGCAUGCGCAAGGCCAUCAAACAUUUGCGAAGCGAGAACAUCAGACUGAAGGCUCAGAAGUCUGUUCGCGAGCUUCAAGAGUUGGUUGGCAAUUCCGGCAGCAGGUCUACCAAGUUGUUCAACCUCUCAAAUGUACAUGUCGAGCAGCCAGGCGACAACAGUCCUGCAGCAGCAGGUGCCGCGGCUCCGGCCACAAGCACCAAGACACCAUUGCAUGGAGUGAAGUUCAAUGAGAUAUUGGACUACAGCAAGCAGGUGGACAGCUGCAUUGGCGAUCUGUUGGAGAAGAUGGCCACACCCAAGGUGUUGGAUAUUAGUGGUGGAGGCGCUGCCGCAAGCAAGGUCGCCGACGAAUACCGUAAUAACAUGGUUCAGAAGCAGCUACAGGUCAGUCAGCUGCAGAACAAGAUGACGCAGCUCAUUCAGAACACAAUCUCAACACAACCAUCGUCAUCACAUCACUUUGGACGAUUCACAGACAUUGCAUCGGUCAAAGUCAGGAACGAGGUCAAGUCCACGCACAUUGGCAGUGUCUCAUUGCCUCAUCCACAUCGAAGCAGCAACAGCAACAGCAGCCAAAUGGAUCAAGAGAUUCAGAAGCUGUUAAAGUCAGACAAUGUACCAUUCAUUGUUCAAAUGGACAACGUUCAAUCAUUCAGAAAGGUCCACUCGACAUUUGUAAAUUAG
Acytostelium subglobosum LB1 is the source of this 4542-nucleotide messenger RNA. RefSeq lists its product as hypothetical. The transcript is spliced from 3 exons. Lineage: Eukaryota; Evosea; Eumycetozoa; Acytosteliales; Acytosteliaceae. The record is from RefSeq and is a predicted model, not a curated record. The coding region runs from base 1 to 4542 and encodes 1513 amino acids.